Messenger RNA from Passer domesticus (house sparrow), 2426 nucleotides. It is a transcript of the gene NKX3-2, whose product is annotated as NK3 homeobox 2. Gene Ontology annotation, molecular function: DNA-binding transcription factor activity, RNA polymerase II-specific; RNA polymerase II cis-regulatory region sequence-specific DNA binding. Bases 244 to 1119 code for a protein of 291 amino acids. The transcript is spliced from 2 exons. The record is from RefSeq and is a predicted model, not a curated record. Gene Ontology annotation, biological process: cell differentiation; regulation of transcription by RNA polymerase II. Lineage: Eukaryota; Metazoa; Chordata; Aves; Passeriformes; Passeridae. Gene Ontology annotation, cellular component: nucleus.
GGCAGCGCCCGUGCCGCCAGGGACCCGCGGCGGCGCCCGGCGCAGCGCGGUGGCCCCGGUGGCCCCGGCCCUAUGGGCGGGCGGGCCGGCAGUGGCGCAGAGAGGCUGCUCCCGCUGGCGCCCGCCCUCCCGGCGGCAGAACAGGGCCCGGCACCGGCGCGGCGGCGGCCGGCGAUGCGGUCGCCCAGCUGAAGGCGCGGCACGGUCCGCUGCUCGUCCGUGCGGCUUGCCCGUCGCCGGGCCAUGUCCGUCCGCGGCGGCAACGCCCUGACGCCUUUUUCCAUCCAAGCCAUCCUCAACAAGAAGGAGGAGCGCGCCCGCCACGCGGCGGGGCGGCCGCCGCUCCCGGGGGCGGCCGGCGGCUGGCGGCUGUGCGGCGCCGCCGAGGACCCGCCGCUCCCCGCGCCCGCCGCCCGCGCCCCGGCCCCGCGGACGCCGGCGGGCUGGGACUCGGAUUCCGCGCUCAGCGAGGACCCCGAGGGCGAGCGGCGCUCCGAGGAGGAGGGCGCCGGUGGCAGCGCCCGCCUCGCCGAAGCCACGGGCGGGGGGCGGCCGGCGGAGGAGGAGGCGCAGCCCCCGGAGGCGGCGGAGCGGGACACCACCGGCCUCAGCGACAGCGAGAUGUCGGCCGCCGUCUCAGAUCGCAGCCCUCCGGAGGAAGAGGACGGAGCGGGCAAGUGCGGGAAUCUGCUGCCGGGGGAGGAGGAGGCGGCGGCGGCUCCGAAACCGCGGAAGAAGCGCUCUCGCGCAGCCUUCUCCCACGCGCAGGUCUUCGAGCUGGAGCGGCGCUUCAACCACCAGCGCUACUUGUCGGGGCCCGAGCGGGCCGACCUGGCCGCCUCGCUGAAGCUCACCGAGACGCAGGUGAAGAUCUGGUUUCAGAACCGGCGCUACAAGACCAAGCGGCGGCAGAUGGCCGCCGACCUCCUGGCCGCCGCCCCCGCCGCCAAGAAGGUGGCCGUCAAGGUGCUGGUGCGCGACGACCAGAGACAGUACCACCCUGGCGAGGUGCUGCGGCCGCCCUCGCUGCUCUCUCUCCAGCCAUCCUACUACUACCCCUACUACUGCCUUCCCGGGUGGGCUCUGUCCACCUGCGCCGCAGCUGCCGGCACCCAGUGAGAGGCACACAUACACAGCCCCCCGGCCCCGGCACCCCCGCCAUACACACUGGCAGCCAGGAAACCCAUCUUCCCUCUGCCACCCCCCCAUCCAUCAAUCCAUCCGUUCAGCUUCUCAAGUCCAGAGCCCCAGCUGCAGCUCUCAGUGCCUCGGACAGUAUUUAUUAUUAUUUUAUUGUUAUUUUUAUUAUUAAUAUUUUUGGAUGGUUCCUCACCCUCUCCUCUUUCAACAUAGGACUUCUUGGCUACCCCCACCCUGACCCUCACCCUGUCCCCAUCCCGCCAGCCGAGGACUCUCGUGAUUCGGCACAACUCGUUCAUGGUAUCCAUGUUGUCAGUGUAUUUGGUGUAGACUUUUUGUUUGUUUGUUUUAUUUUGCUUCGGAUGGGUAGAGACUCGAUCUUGUGUGGAGAAAAAGAGAGAGAAAACAAAGGAGAGGAAAAAAAAGUACAACCCGUAAAACCAAAUGCAAGUCAAAAGAGGAGAUCAAGGACUCCCUCAGCGGAUUGUAAGGAAGAUUAUUUUUGUCGUCUGAGUCCUUGGUCUUCCAACUUGUUGCAAACUGAGUGUGCCUUGUAUGGUGCUGAAUGUAUGGAAGCCUCUUUCAGGUCCCCCUGCUCUUGUUGCUCAUGUUAUUCCUGUACUCCAUGAUCCCUGGCAAAGGAUAAAUAUGUCACAAAAGGGUGAGACUUAUAUCGAAACUCUGACUUCUUUUCCUUUUUUUCCUGAGAUCUUUCCGUGUUCGGGGAGGGAGGAGUUAUGGAUUUUUCGCACUUUCCAGAUGUAUUAAAGUUGUUGUUGUUAUUUUUAUAUUCAAUGUGAAUAUUUCUAGUCAGGCUUUUUAAGAAAUCGAUGUAACAGGAAACUUUAAUACCAUCAGUGCCUUUUACAAUUCUUCUGCAGAGCUCUCCUCCAGGGGUGGGGGUUUCUGAUCUGCUCAGCAAUGUAAUUACAGUCUCUUUCUUCCAAGGUAACUCGUUGCUUUUUUUUCCCCUUCUUUUUUUUUCCCCCUCCAUUUCCCUUUUAAUGGCACUGUGCACUCAACUAGAUUAUUUACUUCAAAUGAAUUGUGAAUGUUUGUAAGCUACCCGCUGUACUUGUUUUGUUGUUUGGUUUUUUUUUGUUUUUUUUUUUUUUUAAUUUAUAAACUUAGUUCAACACUUACCUCUGCUGUUUCUGUCGUUCCUGAGAGCGGACACGGAUUUCCCCAGUGAUAUUUUUUCCCUGCAGCAGACCUCAGGCCGUAGCUCAGACCACAUCCCUCCUUUUCCCACUUGCACGGUGAUGAUCCUAGGGCCUGGCAGGGAU